Cajanus cajan (pigeon pea) is the source of this 989-nucleotide messenger RNA. Lineage: Eukaryota; Viridiplantae; Streptophyta; Magnoliopsida; Fabales; Fabaceae. The record is from RefSeq and is a predicted model, not a curated record.
AUGGAGCACGGCCCGUUCUCCAUGGACAAUGGCCUAAAUUGUGUCUAUCCUAUUUUCUCUCUUUUGGCGAUAUAUUUUGAGCCCCAAUAUUCUCAAGCAAGAAAAAUAACAACAAAAGUAAUUGCAAUGAUAUCAAUCAUUGAUGAUACAUUUGAUGCAUAUGGAACCACUGAUGAAUUAGAAGUUUUUACUAAGGCAAUUGAAAGGUGGGAUAUUAGUUGCUUGGAUGACCUCCCAGAAUACAUGAAGUUAAUUUAUAAGUCACUCAUAAAGCUUUAUGAGGAAAUAAAGCAAGAAACGAAGAAGGAAGGAAAAUCAUAUUUCAUUAACUACAUUAUAAACGAAUUAAAAAAGGGUGUUCAAGCCUACAUGACUGAGGCUAGAUGGCUCAACAACAACUAUAAAACAACAAUAGAGGAAUACUUGCACACAUCAAAAACAUCUUCUUGUUACUGCACAUUGAUUGCAACAAGUUACAUUGGCAUGGGGGAUAUAAUCACAGAGGACAUAUUUGAAUGGGCAACAAGUGAACCAAAAAUUGUUAUGGCUUCUUGUACUAUUUGUAGGUUAAUGGAUGACAUUGUGUCCAAUGAGUUUGAACAAAAAAGAAGACAUGUUUCCACAUUCUUGGAAUGCUAUAUGGAUCAAUACGGCGAGUCUAGGGAAGCUGCAAUUCAUGAAUGUCGAAAGAGAAUAACAAAUGCUUGGAAAGAUAUAAAUGAGGAAUGUCUUAUGCCAACCAGUGUUCCAAUGCCUUUUCUACAGCGUAUUCUCAACAUUACACGUUUCAUAGAUGUGUUUUAUAAAGACAAAGAUAACUACACACAUUCUGGUGGACUAAUGAAAGAAUGUAUUAAAGCUUUGCUAAUAGAUCCAGUGCCAAUUUAAGCAUUCAUUUCUAUCCUUUGUUUUGUUGAAUAUGAAGUUGUUUAGAAAAUUUGUUUGAUAAAAUGCAUCUAUCAAGUAUAUUGGAAUGUAUUUUCAUUUUU